This is a messenger RNA of Plasmodium falciparum 3D7, 4107 nucleotides long. RefSeq names its product putative WD repeat-containing protein. Lineage: Eukaryota; Apicomplexa; Aconoidasida; Haemosporida; Plasmodiidae. The record is from RefSeq and is a predicted model, not a curated record.
AUGGAGGGAAGCAAACUAUAUGUGAGCAAGGAAUGUAUGCCGCUUAAAAUUUUAAGAGAUACAAAAGCAAAUGAGGAAGAAAGAGUUGAUGUAUUGGAUAAGUUUGAUGAUGAGAUUUUAGAAAAUGAAUAUUCGAGUAGAUUAGAAAAGGAGUUAAUAUUAAAGAAUAAAAAUUUUAAUAGAGAUGUAAAUUUAUUACAAUUAAAUUAUGGUGGUAAUUUGAUUAAAAACAAAGCUAUAUUAUCUAAACGAAAUGUUGUAUAUUUGAGUAGUCAUAGUUCUAUAUUAUUAAUUGAUUUAAAAAAGAAAAAGAAAAAAAGAAUUGUGUUAUCAUUUGAUAUAGAUAGGAUAUUUUAUUUUUAUGAUAAGAAAUAUAAAGAAGAAUAUUUAAUUAUAAAAGGAAUGAAUAAUUAUAUUUAUAUAUAUCGUAUUAGUAAAAAUAAGUAUGAAUUUGUUAAGAAAUUUUUUAUUAAAAAUUUAUUCUAUAUUAAUAGUUUUGGAAACAAUGGAGAAUUGUGUUUUGCUACAUGGGAAAUAAAUCAAGCGAAAAUGUAUACAAACUUUUUUCUUCUUAGAUUUAUAUUUGAAUAUGAAUCUUAUAUGUCUGAAAAUUAUCCUAAUAAUCUAAAAAAUAAAAAUGAUAUAGAAAAAGAAAAAUAUAUAAGUACAUUAUUAAAUCAUCAUAUAACAUAUUCAUAUGAAUCAGACUCAGAAUGUAAUUUUGAUAAUAAAUAUUUUCCAUCAGAGCUCUAUAUGUCUGAGUUAUCAGAUAAUGGAUUUGAAUACAAUAAUAAUAAUAAUAAUAAUAAUAAUACAUUAAGAAAAAAUCCAAAAAAUUAUGACAAUAAUAUGAAUAAUAUAAUAAAUGAUGAUAAGCAAAAAAAUUAUAAUCAUAGUAAUAAUAAUAUAGAUAUGAAUAAUGAUUAUAUUCAUGUCCUAGCUAAAUUAAAAAUCAAACCUAUUUUAAAAAUUAAAUAUAUUUAUUUCUCCAUGAUAGAUUUAAAUAAGAAAUUAAAUAAAUUAGUAUUAUCAAAUAAUAAUAUAAUAAUUAUAUAUGAUUUAGAAAGAAGGAGUUAUAAUAUCAUAUCUUUUAGAAAUUAUAUUUCAUCCAUAAAAAUAAGUGAUGAUAAUUUCUUAGCGGUAGGUUUUAUAAAUGGCUAUAUCCAUGUUAUAUUAUUUGAAGAGCUACUAUCGAAUAAUGAAAACAAUAAAAAUAAACAAUAUGAAAAAAUAUUUAAUAGUAUGAAACCGUUUCAUAUGUAUCCUGGAACGGAUUCUUUAAAAACGGUCUUUCCUUAUAUAGGGGCAUACGAGGUGGACUAUAUGAGUGAUAAUAAUAAUAAAAACAAUACAUAUAAUGAUUGUAAUAAUAAAUACAAUACAUAUAAUGAUUAUAAUAAUAAAAACAAUACAUAUAAUGAUUAUAAUAAUAAAUACAAUACAUAUAAUGAUUAUAAUAAUAAAAACAAUACAUAUAAUGAUUGUAAUAAUAAAUACAAUACAUAUAAUCAUUAUAAUAAUAAUAAUAAUGAAGAAAGUCAUGAAGUCAAACUUCCUCCUCUUCUGAACAUACCUUAUAUUAACUUUGAUUUUAAUAAAAAUAAAAUUAUUAAUAUUUACAAAUUUCAUCUUAUAAAAUAUAAAUGGCACUCGCAUUCUGUAUACAACCUUGAAAUUGACGGAAGGAAAAUUAUUUCAUGGGGUGAAGAAGCUGUUAUUUUAUUUUAUGAUAUAGACAAAGCAUCAUAUGAAUUUAUUUCACAUUUAGGAUUUCCAUGUUAUUAUAUAUAUUUGAAUAAAGAAAAAAAUCUUAUAAUUUGUAAUUCUUUAAAUAAUUCUCUCAUAUUUAUUAAUUAUAAUCAUCGUUUGUUUUUCUAUAAAUAUAAUGGUAUCAACAUGCCUUUGUCAUUAAAAAAUUUAUUUUAUCAUUAUACAAAUGUAGAUUUAAAUAUUAAAAAUAGUAUGAAUCUUUUUAUGAGUCAAAUAAAUGAUGAAUAUGACUACACAGGAAAUAUAAAUGAUCAAACUAUAAGACGUGAAUUUUAUAAAAAUGAACAUACAAAUAACAACCUUUUUAAUAAUACUAUGUAUGAUGAUAAUAUCAAUAACUUUGCCAACUGCCAGGAAUAUUCAACAGAAGAUUCUAGUGAUGAAUCAAGUAAUGAAUCUAAUGACCUUUCCGAAGUAGAAGAUAUUAUAUCAAGCAAUAAUAAAAACAAAAAUGAAUUUAUAAAUGAAGAAACAAAUAAAUAUGAUGAUCAGGAUAAUAACAGAAAUGAAUUUUCUAAGCAUCAUGACGAAGAUAACGAAAAUGUUGAUGAUAAUAAAAAGAUGGUGAAUAUAAAAAAACGUAAAAAAGAGAAAAGAGAUGUAGUAAAUCUUCUUAGUUUUCGAUACAUAGAAAAAGAAUUAGAAAAGAAACUUUUUAAAAAUAGUAAUGUUGAAAAUAAUUUAUAUAAAAAAUAUCAAAUGUGUUUUUAUUGUGAUUCAAAUAAAGGAUUAAUUUUUUGUUUUCUAACAUCUUUUUCUCAUUUACAAUUAUAUAAUAUAGAAAAAGAUAAACAUGAAAAAUAUUUAUGUUCUUUAAAUAUGACAUAUAAAAGUAGAACAAAUAUUGAAAAAGUAAAUGAUAUGGAAUUAAUAUUUUUUUGUUUUAAUCAUAAUAGAAAUUUAUUAAUGACGAUCGAAAAAAGAAAUUACCUUAUGCCCAACUUAUUAGAUUCUUCAUCACCAAAUUUAACACAAAAAAUAUAUACUAUAAAGUUUUGGUUACAUGACAAAGAUUUGGAUUAUAAUAAUAUAUAUGAAUAUGCCGUUCCUUGUAAUAUGAUAACUUAUGACGGACAAGAAACAAAUGAUGUGUUUAAAGCUAUUCAUGUAAAUAUUAAUAAAACAGUGGAUGAUAUAAAUAUAUGUGCCGAUGAUAAUAUAUAUGAUAAUGAUAAUAUAUGUAAUAAUGAUAAUAUAUGUAAUAAUGAUAAUAUAUGUAAUAAUGAUAAUAUAUGUAAUAAUGAUAAUAUAUAUGAUAAUAAUAACAUAUGUAAUAAUAAUAACAUAUGUAAUAAUAAUAACAUAUACAAUAAUAAUAACAUAUACAAUAAUGAUAUAAUUUCUGGUGAGCAUGAGAAAUAUCAAAUGAUAAAAAGUCAUCCAUUUUUAAACAUGUUCCUAUUAUUUGAAACAAAUGGAAAUAUAAGUAUAUGGUGUUUUGAUAAGUCUGAAAAAAUAUUUGAUGAAUGUAUCUAUGAUGAUUAUGUUGUAGAUUGUGUGGAGAUGGUUACAGAGAAUAUAAAAAUUAUGGAUAGGAUGAUAAACGAAAUGAAUAAUGGAACAGAUAUUCAUAAUAUCUAUAAAAAAAAUAAUAAUGAGCAUGCUCUUGGAUUGUCUUCAUUAAACAAUAAUAAUAAUAAUAAUAAUAAUAAUAAAAGCGAUGGUGAAGAAAAUAAUAAAAAGAAUUUUUCUAGCAAUAUAAUUACUAUUAUAAAAAAUAUUAAUUAUAACAAUAAUAUUAUUUUAAAUGGUGAUGUUAGUUCAGAUGGGAAAAUAUUUUGUUUGUGUCAUGAUAAAUUUUUUACCAUAUGGGAUACAGUAACUUUAAAAACAUUAGCUAUUAUUAAACAUCCUUUAUAUACAUCAUUAAACGAACAUAUAUUUAAUUUAUAUAAAGGAAUUGAAGUAAUAGAAUCACAAUAUAAUACAUAUAUUUUAUUUUUUUCUUUCGAUACAAUUUUUAUAUAUUCUCUUGAACAGUUCCAUUUAAUAUAUCAAGAAAAAUUUAAAGGAAUUAUAGAAUAUGUAAAAUUUGAUAAAUAUACAAAUAAAUAUGUAGCUAUAGGUAUAACAAAAAAAUCAAAACAGAAAAAUAAUCAACUAAUACAAAAAAAUUAUAUUUAUGAAUUUAAUGAAAAUUAUUUAAAAAGAAAAAAAUUAUUCUAUUCUACUACACAAAGUCCAAUCUUAUUAGUAGAUUUUGCUCCAUUCAAUAUUUUAAAAAAUAAAAAUUUAAAUCAGCAUCAUAAAUCAACAAUAUUAGUUUCUUUAAAUUCCAAGUUUCAAGUACACACAUUUUAUAUUAAUAAUUAUCCAAAUUUUUUAAAAUUAAACUGA